Molecule: messenger RNA, 507 nt
Organism: Enterobius vermicularis (human pinworm)
Lineage: Eukaryota; Metazoa; Nematoda; Chromadorea; Rhabditida; Oxyuridae
Source: the annotation of a GenBank genome assembly
AUGAUAAUUGUGAUAUCUGUAGUUUUUCAAAACAUCACUACAUUACAGCUUCCGGUGGAUGAUAACAUUGAACGUAAUGAUGAGGAACUGAUGAACGUCGAUGUUCAAUCAAAAAAUGUUGCUGAUGAGCAAAAAAUUGCUGAAAGUGAAGUUGCUGCAGUAGACGAUCAAAAAGAUCUUAUCCAACAGGAAGAUAAAGAUGUUUUGGACGACGAAACACAUCAAAAAAUUGUUAUCAAAUGUGUAAGCCAGGUAAAGGUGGGGAAGAAGUAUCGGAAAGGUAAACGAUGCAAUAAGGAUAAAGAUAAUACAUCUGACGAUGAAAGUACUACUACUGUUAACAGUCAAACAGAUAAGCCUGUUAUUCCUGUCGGUGAUACAGCAGAGAGUCUGGAACCACCCAAAACUGAUGUCGAAUCCGAACCAGGCGAUGUCGAUUUCCAAGAUUUCAAAAGCAAUCGCGGAAAGGAAAGUCAAUAUUACUACUAUUACUAUUACUACUACUGA